Messenger RNA from Chaetomium globosum CBS 148.51, 2319 nucleotides. RefSeq lists its product as uncharacterized. Lineage: Eukaryota; Fungi; Ascomycota; Sordariomycetes; Sordariales; Chaetomiaceae. Bases 1 to 2319 code for a protein of 772 amino acids. The transcript has 3 exons. The record is from RefSeq and is a predicted model, not a curated record. Gene Ontology annotation, molecular function: protein binding.
AUGAGACAAGCGGCAUCUCUCGAUGCCAUCGCCGAUGACGGCGGGCCGCAAGCCUAUUUCAUCAGUAACCCGCCAUGGGCCCGCGUGACCGACCCACCGCCUCAGGAAGACUCCCGCACAACCUCGUCGACCAGUUCACCCGUUCCUCCCGACAAUGAGGAAUCCGACUUCUUCCUCGCUACCAACGACUCACAGUCCUCGCUCGGCGUGCCCAACUUCCAAAACAUGCAGGUCUACGACGACGAAUGCCUCCAGCCCAUCCAGCGGCUGCCGAACGAGAUCCUGAUCGCCAUCUUCGCUAAGCUGAGCACUUCGGGUGACCUUUUUAAUGCCAUGUUGACUUGCAGAAAGUGGGCUCGUAAUGCCGUCGAAAUCCUCUGGCACCGCCCUUCAUGUUCAACAUGGCCGAAGCACGAAACUGUUUGCCAAACGUUGACCCUCAAAACACCUUCCUUCGCGUACCGCGAUUUCAUCCGGCGUCUUAACCUAGCCGCCCUAGCCGACAACAUCAAUGACGGCAGUGUCAUGGCCUUGGCUGAAUGCACACGGAUAGAGCGCCUCACUCUCACCGGUUGCAACAACUUGACAGAUUCUGGGCUCAUCGCUCUCGUCUCGAACAACAGCCACCUUUAUUCUCUCGACAUUUCCUUGCUCCCCGCGACUGCUACGGCGGGGGGCUUUCGCGACAAUAUAACCGCUGCCUCGAUCGACGCAAUAACUGAGCACUGCCCUCGCCUACAAGGCCUCAACAUAUCAGGCUGCCAAAAGAUCUCGAAUGACAGCCUCGUCCGACUCGCACAACGUUGUCGGUACAUCAAGAGGCUCAAGUUCAACGAAUGCUCUCAAAUCCAGGACGAGGCGGUUCUUGCCUUCGCCGAAAAUUGUCCCAACAUUCUCGAAAUCGAUCUUCAGCAGUGUCGACACAUCGGCAAUGAACCAGUGACUGCGCUCUUCUCUAAAGGCAACGCGCUACGUGAGCUUCGCCUUGGCGGUUGCGAGCUGGUGGACGACUCUGCUUUCCUUGCACUCCCGCCCAAUAGAACUUAUGAACAUCUCCGUAUCCUCGACCUGAGCAACUCCACUGCAGUCACCGACCGCGCCAUCGAGAAGAUCAUCGAGGUUGCGCCGCGACUUCGAAACCUUGUACUCCAAAAAUGUCGCAACUUGACGGAUGCUGCCGUCUAUGCUAUUUCGCUCCUGGGGAGGAACUUACACUUUCUUCACAUGGGCCACUGCAGUCAAAUCACCGACGAUGGCGUGAAGCGCCUCGUCGCCAAUUGCAACCGGAUUCGUUAUAUCGAUCUUGGGUGUUGUCAGAACCUGACAGAUGACUCAAUUACCAGACUUGCCACUCUUCCGAAGCUCAAGAGGAUUGGCCUCGUCAAGUGUACUAGUAUCACGGAUGCCAGCGUCAUUGCCCUGGCAAAUGCGAACCGCCGACCAAGAAUGCGCAGGGAUGCACAUGGCAACCACAUCCCGGGCGAGUUCAGCAGCAGCCAGAGCUGCUUGGAAAGAGUCCACCUGAGCUAUUGCGUUCAUUUGACGCAAGCGAGCAUCAUCCGGCUCCUCAAUUCAUGCCCUCGCCUGACUCACCUCAGUCUAACCGGAGUCCAGGAAUUUCUCCGGGAGGAUCUGGAACACUACUCCCGCCCCGCGCCGCCUGGUGAGCAUUUCCCGUUUCCUCGUCCAAAUACCAAGGGCGUUGCUGAUAACCCUCUUUCAGAAUUUACCGAGCACCAGCGCUCAGUCUUCUGUGUGUUUUCCGGCCAGGGCGUUGUUGCCCUACGCAGACACUUCAACCGCCUGAUCCAGGCCGAGGAGACGCGACGCUCAGCACGGCCUGCCCCCACGGAUGCUCCCAUUUUCCCACCGCCACAAGGGACCUCUCCACUGAUUGAGCCUUCGGUCGACGGGGACCAGGACGGCGUGGAGGACGACGAUGUUCCAGAGGACGAUAUGGUCAUUGACACGCAGCCACUUCUCAACCAACACAACAUCGGUCUUGCCACCAACCCUACAGCUGCAGGAGCGAUACCGGCACCACCACCUCCACCGGAGGCGCCGCCAUCCGUCCAACCCCAGGAGGCAGAAGAGGAAGAAGAUCCUUUUUAUGUCGCCGGGUAUGAGGUCAUUCGUGAUGAACAGGACACCGGAGCUUCCGGAAGCGGUACGGCCGGACAGAGCUCGACAGCCGGCGAUUCACUGAACAACUCCAACGAUCGCUCCAGACUUAUCUACGCAUAUGCCGACAUAUCAACCGACCUUGAGCAGUACCUUCGUGAUCACCCUGGUGGGGUGCAUCCGUAUGGGGAACGCUAA